CUUGCUGAACAGAUAAUGACCUUUUCUUUUUCCCUUUUCUUAGUCCCAAAUCAAAAAGGUGUCAGUUGGAACAAAGUAUCAACAAGAUUGUCUAGUCAAAAAACACCACCAUCUUCAAGUAAUGAGAACUUGCGAGAUAUUGAAACACCGGAGGAAUCAAGAUCAAAGAGUGUUGGGUUUCUCUGUAACCUUUCAAGUAAUAGUGUUCAAUUACAUCGUUCUACCUCUUCAACAACAUCUGACCCUUUGCGGGAUGAUGCUCUGAGUUCACAAUAUCCAUCUUCUCCAAAUAAUGCUACCAACAGUUACUCUAGCAAAUUCUACCUACUACUCAAGGAUUCAGAACAGCGAGAAAAAUUAUUGAAUAUACUCAAUACAGAUCACACAGAGAUCCUAGAAAAAUGGUAUGAAACUUUGAAACAAGAGAAUCACAAUACAAAAUUGACUGAGAUACAUUUGGAAACCUUGUUAAGUGCAAUCCAAGAGAAUAUCCGAUGUACAGCUUCAAAUGAUCCUGUCGUGGAAAUAGCUGCAGAGCUGAGAAAAGAGUUAGAACUUGAUUCAUCAACACUGAUAGAUAUUCAGCGUUCUUUUUGUCUGCUGCAGGAAAUUGUUACCACAAGACUAAAAUGUCACAAAAUACAGCCUCACUGGGUAUUUGCUUUUGACAAUUUUCUGCGAGAAGCUAUAACGUCUACAUCUCUCUUACUUACACCAGGGUCUGCUUCAGCUGCGGAAAGUUUGUCAACUCCUGCCACUUCAACAAAAUCUGCUUCCUGUAUUCUCCGCUCCACUUCUACAAAUGAAGCUGUACAACAGAUGAGAGAUGAAAUACAAAAGUUAUUGAAACAAUUAUUGGAUACACUAAGUUCUUUGCACCAGACUUUCAUUGACUGGAAAAUGCAGCAAGAAAAACACAAUUCAGCCAACUCUGUUGGUAAACUUUUAUCUCCAUCAGUUGCUGUGGACCCACAACUUGUAAAAUGGCUUAAGCAAUGUCAAGUUGAUGAAGAUACCAUUAAACAUAUCACUUAUGAAGAAUAUUCUUAUAUCGAUUUUGUGGAAAUGGUUACUCUUGAAGAACUUCAUGGUUUAAAUAUUAAAAAAGGCGUAGUAUAUCGGAUAUGGCGGAGCCUUACAUUAUUACGAAAGGCUAAAAAAAUUAAUUCAUCCUCCCAUGGAGAAAAUACCACUUCUGUCUGUGGAGCAGAAAACCUGGAUGUUGAUCACAAAUAUGAUGGAUCUUCUUGAUGAAUUUCUUGUUCAGUUUAUUACAUUAAUGGUUUCAACCUGUUAAUUUUAUUCAUGUCUUGAGAGUUAUUUGAAUGCUAUUUCAACUCAAUAUUAGCUUGCUGUGAUUAUGGAACAAUUUAAACUGACAAAAGCAUAUGAAACAUUUUGAACUGAGAAAAGCACAUGAAUAUUUGCAUGAUUUAACCACUUCUUUAAUUCUCUUUUCAAUCACACCGUCUUUCUUCAAUAAAUCAUUUUCUUAUUUUA
Octopus bimaculoides (California two-spot octopus) is the source of this 1500-nucleotide messenger RNA. Its product is annotated as mitogen-activated protein kinase kinase kinase 5. NCBI's taxonomy places the organism in Eukaryota, Metazoa, Mollusca, Cephalopoda, Octopoda, Octopodidae. The record is from RefSeq and is a predicted model, not a curated record. Gene Ontology annotation, biological process: MAPK cascade; protein phosphorylation. Gene Ontology annotation, molecular function: ATP binding; protein kinase activity.